Molecule: messenger RNA, 2603 nt
Organism: Nezara viridula (southern green stink bug)
Lineage: Eukaryota; Metazoa; Arthropoda; Insecta; Hemiptera; Pentatomidae
Source: the annotation of a GenBank genome assembly
GUAAGCGGCUGGUUCAGACGUACAAAUCCAGCGCUGCAUGAGUUUAUUGUUAUAAUUCGUUGCUAAGUUUGUGAAUUAGUGUUUUAUCUACAAUUAAAGACACAUAAAUUAUUUUUAAAUAUUAAUCUAACAGUAGAAAAAAAAAUUAAAAAGUGGAAAUAAAAAAGUGACGAAAUAAAUGGAUGGACCGACACCAAAAGAUUCCCUCAUUUCUCUCACAACAUCAAAACGCAAAAGAGAUCGAAGCCAUGAACAACUCAUGCGAAAGCAGCUCCUCCUACUGGGAGUUGUCUUCCUUUCCCUGGUAUGGCUACUAUUUCAGAAGGACACCUCAAUGCCUAGCCUACACAUACCACCUGGAAGGAUCAUAGAUGAAGAGUUUCAGGGACAAACUGCUUUUCUCAUCAACACAACAGGUUGCAAAAUACCAUACAUGGAUCCCUUUGAUGAACUUAUCCAGAAAUUUAUUACUGACAUAGACCCUCCUAAGUGCAACAAAUUCAAUAUUGGAAGAUUAGUGAAAGCAGAUUAUGACUCCGUUUUCAUUGACUUUGAUGUAUUAAACAACAUUUCUGUUGACCAAAAUCAGGUCAAAUGUUAUUAUACAGAGUUUUGGAGAAUUGAACAACCUCUUCUGAAAGAUGGCCAUUAUGCAGCAAAUGUUGAUGCAGAAGUGAGGUUUUCAUCAAAAGAUAUUGAAAUAAAGAAUCGGACAACAAUAGUAAAUGAGGAAUUCAUUAAAGUUUUCUGUGAAAUUAAGAAUGAAACAAUAUAUAAAGAUUAUUUUGCUUUUCCUCAGAGUAGAAAAGGAAGACAUAGAGAACAUAAUACAGUCAGCAUCUCCCUGAUUGGUUUUGAUUCAGUGUCUAGACUUAAUUUACUACGCCAGAUGCCACGAACAGUUGCAUUUCUUAAAGAGAAGGUUAUAUCUGUUGAAAUGUUAGGCUAUAACAAAGUUGGUGACAACACAUUCCCAAACAUGAUUCCAGUAUUGGUAGGUCGCACAGUGGAGGAAAUUAAAGAGACAUGUUGGCGACAAGAGAAUAUUUUUGAUAAUUGUUCAUUCAUUUGGAAUAAGUAUAAAGAAUCAAACUUCUCAACUGCUUACUAUGAAGAUGCUACUUGGAUGGGGCUUUUUAAUUAUCAAAAAUAUGGUUUUAGAAAACAGCCCACAGAUUUUUAUGGUCAAAUUUUUUCACUUACGGCAGAAAAUGAUUUGGGUUGUGAUAAACGACUCAAUGCACAUCUUUGCAUCGGGAACAGAAUGGUUCUCAGUGUUCUUCUUGAAAGUGCUAGUAGAUAUAUCAUAGGAUCCAGAGAUAUGCUGACAUGGUCUAUGUUUUGGACAAGCAGUUUGACACAUGACUAUCUCAAUUUGCCACGGUUAGCAGAUCUUCCAUUUGUGGAUUUUAUGGAAAAUCUUUUCAAUAAUGACAUUUUCAAUUCUACAAUUUUUAUUUUUAUGAGUGAUCAUGGUAUUCGAUGGGGUGGCAUUAGGUCUACUUACCAAGGCUAUAUGGAGGAGAGGCUUCCAUUUCUAUUUAUCAGUUUUCCCGAGUGGUUCAGAAAUACAUAUCAACUCGCAAUACGAAAUCUUAAAGCCAAUAGACGUCGGCUUACAACACAUUUUGAUUUACACGAAACACUCCUUGACUUAGUAGAUCUAAAUAAUCUUCAAGACGAGGUAAUUAUAGAGAGAACAAAUUUUUUGUAUCAUAAUGCUAGAAGAGGAAUAAGUCUUUUCCUGCCUAUUCCAGAAAACAGGACUUGUGAAGAUGCUGGGAUCACAGAAAAUUGGUGUACCUGUUACACUUCUAAAUCUGUUUCUGUUUCAAACCCAAUGGUAAAACAGGCAGCCUUAGCUUUGGUUAAUUUCAUGAACAGUUUGCUUGAUAAUCACCGUGAAUGUAGUCAGCUUAACCUCCAUGAAAUAGUAUCCGCCAGGAUUGAACAAUUGAUGUCAACUGAAGAAAGUAAUGAUUCUAUCAAUACUAAAUCUACUGAUUAUAUAGUGACAGUUAAUACUGAGCCUGGGAAUGGAGUAUUUGAAGCCACAGUUCGGCACCGUAUCUUUUCAGAGGAUUAUACAGUUAUUGGUGAUGUUAGUAGGUUAAAUACUUAUGGUGAUCAAUCUAAAUGCAUUUCACAUUACAUGCUUAAGCUGUACUGUUUCUGCAUAUAGUGAUUGAUUAAGAACCAAAUUGUAAAUAAUAAAUUAUGUACAUAUAUUUCAUAUCGGUUUACAGGUGUUUUUAAGCUUUAAGCCAUUUGAGAUGCCUGUAUGUUAAUUAGUGGCUGUGAAUGUACUGUGGUCUUAGUAUUCAACAUGAUAUAUUUGACUUGAAGUUAAUUGUUUUACAAUUAAUUUGUUUGUACUGACUUGUAUAUUAAACAGUAUAAUUAAAUAAUUGAUUUAUUUACUCUUUAUUAAUUAAAUGCACUUUUAUAUUUUUUAUUACUACAGGUUUUCUGCUGUAUGUUAUACCAUAUUUAUGUAUUCUAAUUCUAAUUGAAUAAUAACACUCAUGUCCAAGAACAUAAAAAUAAUUCAAUUUUUGUAUGAUUUAUAGUUAAUAUUUUGAUAAUUAAAUAUUUUAAAGCAA